CACCCAGGAGCUUUGGGAGGAAAUGCUCAGUUCCAAAGGACUAACCGUUGUCGAUGUCUAUCAAGGCUGGUGUGGCCCCUGCAAGCCUGUGGUGAGCCUCUUCCAGAAGAUGAGGAUGGAGCUUGGCCUGGACCUCCUGCAUUUCGCAUCAGCAGAAGCAGACUGUCUUGAAGUCCUCGAGAGAUACCGAGGGAGGUGUGAGCCAACCUUCCUGUUUUAUGCAGGAGGAGAGCUGGUGGCCGUGGUCAGAGGCGCCAACGCCCCGCUGCUGCAGAAAACCAUCCGCGACCAGCUGCAGGCCGAGGAGAAGGUGCUGGCUGGAGGCGGAGGCCGAACCGUGGUCAAAGACGAAGCCCUGUCUGACGAAGAUGCGGGCUCUGCCCACGGGAAGGACAGCGGCGGAGAGGAGGACCUGGUUUCAUCAGAAAAGACCUGCACCCUGGCGAUCAUUAAACCAGAGGCCGUGGCCCAUGGAAAAACGGAGGAGAUCGUCAUGAAGAUCCAGGAGGCUGGGUUUGACAUCCUAGCAAAUGAAGAGAGAACCCUGACAGAGGCGGAAAUGCGGCUUUUCUACCAACGCAGAGCUGGAGAGGAGGCCUUUGAGAAGCUGGUGCAUCACAUGUGCAGCGGACCGAGCCACCUCCUGAUCCUCGCCAGCACUGAGGACGCCGAGGACGUGGUCACUGCCUGGCGGACCCUGAUGGGGCCCUGUGACCCUGGUGUGGCCAGGAGAGAGCAGCCUGAGAGUCUCCGUGCUCAGUACGGCACAGAAAUGCCCCUCAACGCCGUCCAUGGCAGCCAGGACAGAGAAGCCGCGGACAGAGAACUGGCCCUGCUCUUCCCCCGCUCCAAGUUCGCAAACGAACAUCCAGGAGCCCCUCAGGGCAGCCAGGCUGAAGGCACGGCAGUCCCCGAGGCGUGUGGCUUCCCCGAGGACGCAGACUGAGGGCCGCGCGGGACAGAGCACGGAGUCUGCCGCACAGGCGGGCUCAGGCCGGGACCUGCUCUGCCCAGGACCGGCCCCUUUCUGACCUC
This is a messenger RNA of Carlito syrichta (Philippine tarsier), 1035 nucleotides long. RefSeq names its product NME/NM23 family member 9 (gene NME9). Gene Ontology annotation, biological process: GTP biosynthetic process; CTP biosynthetic process; UTP biosynthetic process. The record is from RefSeq and is a predicted model, not a curated record. Lineage: Eukaryota; Metazoa; Chordata; Mammalia; Primates; Tarsiidae. Gene Ontology annotation, molecular function: nucleoside diphosphate kinase activity.